Molecule: messenger RNA, 2485 nt
Organism: Corylus avellana
Lineage: Eukaryota; Viridiplantae; Streptophyta; Magnoliopsida; Fagales; Betulaceae
Source: RefSeq, a predicted model, not a curated record
UUCACUCUUUUCUUCCUUCUCUUUCUUCUACGGUCUCUACCAAGGCUGGCCCACAAAAAAUUAGUUGAAUCACCCACUAAAUGCAGCCAUACUUAAUUCCAGAUGGGAAGAUUUAGAUAGUCACUGUGUUCGUGUUUAUGAGAAAGUAGUUGGAAGAGAAGGAUACUCGCCCACUGUACCUGUACUGCUCUUGAGAGAAGCUCAGAACUCAGGCGGUUCUCUCUUGUCUCUUUGUCUGCGCUUCUUCUCAACUCUCUGUUUUCCUUUCUGAAUUUGAGGGUUCCUUGCAUUGGGCAUCUGGGAAUCGAGACCUCCACAUCCACUGCCUGAUUCCUCCGUUUGUUUCCCGUGAAAACCUUUUCAGGUAAAAAAAGAGGAAAAUAUCAAAUAUAGUGAGUGUUUGUGGCUGGGGGCUAGAAUGAGUUCCGAUGAUGAGUGCAAGUCGAGGUUGGAAAGACGGUUGAAGAGAAGGUCCAUUGCCAAUUAUAAUUUUACGAAGAAAAGUACAAAAAAUAGUUUUAAAGUGGAAGAUGUAUCUGUAGACUUGGAUGACCAUGAUGAUGAUGAUGAAGAUGUGCAUAUAGACUUGGAUGAGCACGAUGAUGAUGCAUAUGAUAAUGCUACGUGUUCGAAUGAUUGUCAUGAUGAUGGCAAAACCAAGAAAAACAAUGAACAAGUUGGAGAUCCGCAGCCUAACAUGUGCUUGGAUGAUGAUGUUGUGGAUCCUGAUUAUAAGAUCUUCUUGGAAAAUUUGAGGGAAGAUAAUCAAUCGUAUGUAGUAGAAUUUGUUAUAAGCGAUGGAAUGUCGGUUCUUAUAAAAUAUGAAAGAAAAGAGGGGUUGUCUGAUGGGCUCAAGUUAGACAGUUGGGCAACUUUGAAGAGUUGUCCAAGGAGAGAGAGCACUGAAACUGCAAGAACUCCGAGGACUGAUUCAAAGAGGAAAAUCCAAAGCCCGAAUGACUUGGGUAAUGUUUCUGGCAUUGAAAGGACUGGAAAAACUGAAGCGAGAAUAACUUUGAGAAAUGCUUCAAAGAGGGGGAAGACGGAGAGCCCACAUAUUUUGAGUGGUUCAAGCUUUAAAAAGUCUAAGAUAAAUGAAACUACAAAAAAUCUGAGUGCUUUAAAGAUAGAAAAGACUGUGACCCCAAAUGAAACUACAAAAAAUCUGAGUGCUUUAAAGAUAGAAAAGACUGUGACCCCAAAUGUUUUGAGUAGUAAGACUAGAACUUCAAGAAUCUGGAGGAUUAAUUCACAGAGAGAGAAGGCUGAGAACCUGAACAUUUUGAGUAAUAUUUCUAGCACGAAAAAGAGGAAGCAAAGAAGAUUGACAAAUCUUUCAAGGAAGGAAAGCACUGAAGCUCCUGAAACAUUAAGGGAUGUCAGGGGGAAAGAAAAUAAGAAUUCGAUGAGGGACGUAAAAGAGGAAAACGAAUAUCCCUUUUCUGGUGGGACAAAUGGAUGUUCGUAUAAACGAUAUGGUACUACCAAUUGCAACAGUGAAGUGGAAUCUGAUACGAUAGAUGAAAACUACCAAGAAUUUCUGAAUUGUCUUGGGGCUGAUGGUGAAAAUUUUGUAUUUACACCUGCAAGUGGUAUACCGGUGAUAUAUGAGGCGGAUGCAGAGAGUUCAGGUGAUCCAGAAAUAAUUGCAGCGGGCAAAAAUCCAUUUUGUGGUGGAGAUUGCAGCCCAUUCAUAUCUUCCAAACGUAAUCCAAUUGUAUGUGUUUCAACACCUGACAGUGGUAUACCAUUGAAAUAUGAGGCGGAUGUAGAGAGUUCAGAUGAUCCAGAAAUAAUUGCAAUGGACAAAAAUCCACUUUGUGAUGGAUAUCGCACCCCAUUCAUAUCUUCAAAAUGUGAUUCAAUUAUCGAUCUAGACAGCAAAAGAUCCAUUGGAAGUCCCGGCAGUAGCAGUCACUCUCAGUUUAGGAUGAGGCUUAUGGAAAUUCUUGGUAAACCCUACACCAAAGAGGAGUAUGAUGACCUCCUGCAUGAAGUAUCUUACAAAAAGCCAUUGGAACACCAACGAAUAUUGCGUGGUAGGACAAUAUCAUAUGCACUGGACUCUUUUGCCAAAUCAUAUCUUGAUGAGUACCCGGGUUCUAGACCUUCUCUAUUUAAGGACCUUGCCUUUGGAGACUUUAGAAGAAAGAUUGCUUCAGUCCAACAUGAUCGCUAUAAAGUUUUGAAUCUCUUACGUGGAUUUUGCUUUUGGUUGAAGAAUUUGGCCCAUGAAGGAUCAUUCAAGCCUUGGAAGGACUCGUCGUGCUUGCGAAUUUUGCCACGAUGUAAGUAAGAAUUUCUUCUCUGAUUCUGAUGGCAGUAUCUCAAGAUUGCAUCCAGAGAAUGCAAUUGUAGUAAUCAAGGCUAUAUGUAUUCCUUUGGCUUAAUGUUAUGGUAUAAGCCCUCAAGUGAAAAAGAUUGUUUAUUUCAUAUUCGAAUAUCGAUUUCCAUUCUAUGGCAUGUAUAUGGUUUAGUCUCUUCA